Agrilus planipennis (emerald ash borer) is the source of this 4391-nucleotide messenger RNA. RefSeq names its product endoplasmic reticulum metallopeptidase 1. The transcript is spliced from 14 exons. The record is from RefSeq and is a predicted model, not a curated record. Gene Ontology annotation, molecular function: metalloexopeptidase activity. Gene Ontology annotation, biological process: proteolysis. Bases 1150 to 3810 code for a protein of 886 amino acids. Lineage: Eukaryota; Metazoa; Arthropoda; Insecta; Coleoptera; Buprestidae.
GUGUACGUAUUUCCUUUUCUGACAAAGAGUUGACAAAAACACGCUACGUACUUAGUUAACUUGUUGACACGAAAAACGCAAAUUUGUUUAGUGUCUGGUACCUAUUUGCAACAUUUUCCAUUUACGUCAAACUUUUUUUUCCAUUAAAUAAGUGAAAGAAUGUAAGUAGCUUCUUAGAGAACAUAAAACGCUUAGUAAAAGUGAGAUUAGUGAUAUUGAAAAUAAAAGUGCAUAAUUAGUAAUUUUCAAUUAGGUAUAUAACAUAUUUAACAGUUAUUGUUGCAAAUAUGAGUAAUUGUGUUCGUUUCUUGGCAAGGCAAUCGUUUCUCUUUGUUUCGAUUGUUGGAUUUUAUAAAAGGAAUUACUGCCUUGAAAAAGUGCAAUAAAAGUUAACGAAACUGACAAUGAUAAAUUUCAAUUAAACGAAUUUAACAAAAUGGAACAAAACGUGCGGUUAAAGAAUGAUCAUAUAUCUACAUCAACGUAUCUGUACAGAAAUUGGAAAGAUCAUCACUAGAAACUGAUAAGUUACACACGAUGCUAUAAUAUUCUAUAUAAAUAAAUAAGCAAAUAAAUAAAUAAAAUUCUGUGCAAAUGUUUAUUUUAGAACAGUAAACCAAUACAUUGGCAUGUAUGAAAAAAAUUUUAAUAAGACGUCAAUCUGCAUUGUUAUUGUGUUCAAUAGUGGAACAAUUUUUAUUUCAAUUGAGUUCAUUAGCAGUUUAGUUUAACGCAGGGUACUGUCAGCUAUACGUCAAACUAUUUUGUUUUGCUCAAUUUUGUAGGUUGUGUGAAAUGUAUGUGAAAUGUGAAUCUACAUUACAAAAUAUAAAUUUGUAAAAUAAUCUUGAUAUACCCUGACCUAAGUAAAGUACUGUCACGAACUUACUGACUGUUACUCCAUUAAUAGACGAAAUACUACAUAUUUUUAUCCAUACAAGGAUUAUCCUUCAAACAUCAUGAGUACUUUGUUCUAAUCAUAAUUUAUGACAGUGAUGAAUUAUCAUUUUUUAUCAAACCAACGCACCUGCAUUAAAGUUACUUUGUUACAUAAAAAUGUAAGAAGUUUUUUCCGUUAAGCACUUUUACUAUGAAUGGGAUAAUUUUAGCUUGAAACCCUCACAAAGCUAUUAGAUAAAUGAGUACAGUAUGAAGGGUCCAGUACUGAGAAGAAGACCAACAAGUAGUUAUUCCAAGGGCGUUUUUGUAGAUCCUUUGUUACCUAAAACUAAUAGAGAUCAGAGUAAAAUCUUGAAACCAAUUCAAACAUUUCAAUUUUUUGGACUUUUAGGGUUAAUAGUGCUGGUGUUCAUUGCAACAGUUAUAAUUGAAAAAAGGUUACCAGUAGGGUUAAAAGUUGCAGAUCAAGAAAAAUAUCCUGAUCAAUUUAUAGCUGAAAGAGCUUUUAAAACAAUAAAAAGUUUAUCAUCUUUGGGGCCUCGUAUUGCAGGCAGUGAAGAGAAUGAAGUUAAAGCAUUGAACAUUUUAAAAAAAGAAAUCAAUGAAAUAAUUUCACAUAAAAAGGAUCAUGUUAUAAUUGAAACUGAUGUGCAAAGAACAAGUGGAGGCUUCUACUUGGAAUUUCUAGAUGGAAUGACAAAUGUCUACAGCAAUUUACAAAAUUUGAUUGUUAAAGUUGGAUCACAUAUCAAAUCCUCCCACAGUUUAUUAAUAAAUUGUCACUUUGAUAGUGUUACUGACAGCCCAGGUGCAAGUGAUGAUGGUGCGGGAUGUGCCUUAAUGAUGGAAAUACUUCGAGUCAUAUCCCAAUCAAACAAAACAUUAAAACAUAAUAUUAUUUUCCUUUUUAAUGGUGCCGAAGAAAACUUUAUGCCUGCUAGUCAUGGGUUUAUAACUCAACAUAAAUGGGCUAAAGAGAUCAGGGCUGUGAUUAAUAUUGAAGCAUGUGGAGCUGGUGGAAGAGAAGUGCUAUUUCAGGCAGGCCCUAACCACCCUUGGAUAUUAGAAACGUAUGCUGAAGAAGUUCCUUAUCCGUAUGCUUCUUCAUUGGCACAAGAAAUAUUUCAAACUGGUGUUAUACCUGGUGAUUCAGAUUUUAGAAUAUUUAGGGACUUUGGAAAUAUAUCAGGAUUGGAUUUUGCUUGGACAGUAAAUGGUUACGUUUAUCACACCAAGUUUGACAAUAUCGAUCAAAUACCGCUAGGAUCUAUACAACGAACAGGUGAUAAUAUUUUGGCAUUAGCCAGGGGGAUGGCCCAAGGUCAUCAAAUAGCAGAUAUCGAACAGAACAAGGCUGGAAAUUUAAUAUUUUUUGAUUUUUUGGGCGCCUUCGUUGUGCGGUGGCCUGAGUAUAUUGCCAGUUUUGUCAAUAUUCUUACUGUGAUAUUUUCUAUUUAUACCAUGUAUCAAAACGCCAGUUUUUAUUCGAACAAAAAAGAUUUAGAUAAAAAAGCAUAUAUUAGGAAAUUGCUUAGGUGCUCAUUUUUUAUAAUUCUAAGUUGGAUAGGAAUUGUGAUAAUAGGCCUUACAAUUGCUUUAAUUCUUAAUUUAUUGGGGCGCACAAUGAGUUGGUACGCUCGGCCAGUUUGGUUAUACUUUUUAUAUGUUAUUCCUACCGCGCUUGGAGGAUUGGUAUUUGUUUAUCUUCACGCCAAAACAUAUAAUAAGGAUGUUACUUCACUCUGGGCAUUAUAUCAAUUGUAUUAUGACGGUUUCCAUUUUAUUUGGACAAUCGUUUUAACCGUGAGCGUUAUUCUCAAAAUAAGAUCAGGAUUUGUUGCCCUUUUAUGGUCUCUCUUCCCAGCAGUGGGAUCAUUCAUGAAAGUUACGUUUUUCAGAAAUUUAAAAGAUGAUAAAUAUUUGUUGUACCACAUUGGUAUUAUGGGCUUGCCUUUUACACAAUCAGUCUAUUUGCUGUUAGGGGCUAUGUAUCUUUUUGUGCCUAUAAUGGGCCGAGCUGGUGCUGCAAAUAAUUCUGAAAUGAUAAUCGCAUUUUUGGUGUGCUUUUUGUUUGGCCUUUUAUUCAGCUAUUUAUCUCCAUUGAUUUUGCUGGUUCGCAAUCCGCAAAGAAUUUUUAGCGUUCUUUCUGGUUUAGUCCUGCUAGCAUUUGCUGUUCUAAUUUUAACUCCAUUAGGAUUCCCUUACUCUGGAGAACCAGGUUCUUUAGCUCCCCAGAGGUUUAUGAUAGCUCAUGCUAAAAGAACUUAUCAUGAUGAAUCGGGAAAAAUAACUAAUCAGAAAACGGGUUUCUGGAUCGUCAACAUGGACAUAAAUAGUCCACAUAGUGUUGAUAGGUACGUUCCGGAAAUGAAGGAUGCUACUUCCCUCGAUCAAGAUUGUAUUGAUUACUUAUACUGUGGUGUACCAUAUUUGGUACCAGUUCAAACAUUCCUUUGGAAAACCCAUUGGAUUCCUAGUAUCGAACCUUAUCUCACUGAGGAGGCUAAAUUAAAUAUUGUUAAGCAUGAAUCAAUUGACGAAGGAAAAAGAAUAACUGUGAAUAUAACUGGACCUCACCACAUAGGGGUUAUGAUUUCUCCAAAACUGGGGGUCGAAUUAACCAAAUGGAGCUUGGUAAAAGGGCCUCCAUUGGCAGGUCCAUUAUGGAAUGGUCGCGCAACUUAUUUUAUAUAUUAUUCAUACGGCGUGGCAUACGCUCCCUUAGAAUUUUCGAUGGACUUCAAAGUUCCUGAAAAUCAUGAAGGGCCUGUUAUGGAUAUAGCUGUUACCGCUCAUUACCAGUUUGGUCCAGCAAAAGCUGGAAAGACAUUUGAAAAAUUUGUAAAACAGUUUCCAGUUUGGACUACAAUUAACUACUGGACUGCAACAUACGAAUCUUGGGUUAUUUAAAUAUGCCAUGAUGUAUCGAGUAAACAAUUACAGUGUAGAUCGCUAAUCUAACAGAUAAUAUUAUUUCAGCAGAGUGCAUUAUUUAUUAGUAAGUAGGUUAGAAUAAUUCGGCCUCAAAAGAUUUUACAAAAAAUAUAUAAAUUUUAAGAAAUUGCGUAUAGGACUUUUUGUUAAUGAAAGCUGAAAAAAAUAUUUUGCAUUGAUCCCAGUUAAAUGUUACUUAAUAAAUAUGUUACUGUUAUUUUAUAUUACUUUAAUUUUCUUCGAGCUUUUGUCAUUUUCUAUGUUUACGGAAAGGACUCUAUUUCUUUUUAUUUAAAGUUUCUGGGAAAUAUCUACAAAUUACUGGGUAAAUACAGUUUUUAAUAAAAACAGGCAAAAUGUUCUGUUUCGUAACUUCCUUUGUUUCAAUAUCAAGGCGGAUUAUUUUUCGGUCAUUACUGAUAUUUAGUUAUUUUAGGUAGGCCCUUACGUGUAGUCAAAAACUACUUUGCUUAACAGUACUGUCUGACAAUAUCGUUAUGUAAACAAGAAGAUAAAGAAAAAUAUCUUAUUUAGUAAUAGCACACCUUUGGAUCAAU